GGAAGCGAAGAUCGUCAGCUCACACUUAAGACUGAAUCAGAAAUCAAAUCAGUCGAGUGUAUUGUUCAUUACUUGCCGAACGCUUUGCUACCUUAUCAAAUUAAAGAGGUUUAAAUUAUAGAUAUUAUGAUAUUACUAAACAGCCUUAUAAUAUGCGUCUGCAUAUUCACUUGUGGAGCGCAAGAUACUUCCCUGGACAACCUGAUUGCAGACAUUUUCAAAACCGAUGAAACACCUAGCUCCUCCACAACGAGCCCUCCAACUCCAGUUGUCAAUCCAAAAGAUUCGUCCAGUAACUCAGGAUCAGGAAACGGAUCAGGAGCAGCCCAAUAUCAAUCCUGUGGCGAUCAAAAAGAGUGUGUUCCACGCUGGCUGUGUGCAAAUGACACGAUCAACACCAGUGGCGAUGGUAUAAUUGAUAUUCGAAUCGAUACGGGCGCACAAUGCAAAAACUAUUUGGAUCUGUGCUGCGAUCUUCCAAACAAGAGAAAAGAUCCCAUAUUCCCAGUCGCCCCUGAGAAUCCUGAAGGCUGCGGCUACUCGAAUCCCAACGGCGUUGGCUUCAAAAUCACUGGAGCUGUAAACCAGGAGGCUGAGUUCGGAGAAUUCCCUUGGAUGCUGGCAAUUCUCCGAGAGGAAGGACAGCUCAACUUGUACGAAUGCGGAGGAGCUUUAAUAGCUCCCAAUGUGGUUCUGACUGCUGCUCAUUGUGUUCACAACAAGCAACCAAGUUCCAUUGUUGUGAGAGCCGGGGAAUGGGACACGCAGACAAAGACUGAAAUCAUUGCGCAUGAGGACCGAUAUGUGAAGGAAAUAGUGUAUCAUGAACAGUAUAAUAAGGGAGCCCUUUACAACGAUGUUGCUGUGAUGCUGCUGGAAAGCCCAUUUACCUUCCAGCCCAACAUUCAAACCGUCUGCCUGCCCGACGUGGGUGAAAACUUUGAUUAUGAUCGUUGUUAUGCUACCGGCUGGGGUAAGAACAAGUUUGGCAAGGACGGGGAAUACCAGGUAAUCCUGAAAAAGGUGGAUAUGCCUGUGGUCCCGGAACAACAGUGCCAGACCAACCUGCGCGAAACUCGUCUCGGCAGGCACUUUAUUUUGCACGACAGCUUUAUUUGUGCUGGCGGCGAAAAGGAUAAGGAUACUUGCAAGGGAGACGGAGGUUCCCCAUUAGUAUGCCCCAUUAAGGGCCAGAAGGGACGAUUCAAGUCGGCCGGCAUUGUUGCCUGGGGAAUCGGCUGUGGAGAGGAAAACAUACCCGGUGUGUAUGCCAGCGUGGCUAAACUUCGUCCAUGGAUUGACGCUAAAUUGAAGAUUUGGAAUAUUGACCCCAAAUUCUAUACAGCAUAGAUUUAGACAAACCUUCCAAGAGGUUAAUCGAGAACAAAAAAUAAAAAUAUGUAAUCCAAUAACUGGAGAUUA
Messenger RNA from Drosophila takahashii, 1422 nucleotides. Its product is annotated as phenoloxidase-activating factor 2-like. NCBI's taxonomy places the organism in Eukaryota, Metazoa, Arthropoda, Insecta, Diptera, Drosophilidae. Gene Ontology annotation, biological process: proteolysis. The record is from RefSeq and is a predicted model, not a curated record. Gene Ontology annotation, molecular function: serine-type endopeptidase activity.